Messenger RNA from Plectropomus leopardus (leopard coralgrouper), 1644 nucleotides. The record is from RefSeq and is a predicted model, not a curated record. Lineage: Eukaryota; Metazoa; Chordata; Actinopteri; Perciformes; Serranidae.
CUCCUCUCUCAGGUGUGCUCCUCCUCCUCUCUCAGGUGUGCUCCUCCUCCUCUCCUGCAGGUAAAUACAUGACCUUCAUCAUGGACCCCCUCCUCUAUCCAAACAUCAUCAAACAUGGUCGCCAGCUGGACUUCCACGAGUUUAGCGGGAAGGUGGCGCCGGUGACCUUCGGCUACCCGCCGGUGGUGGACAGGAAGUUCCCGGGCCUGCAGGAGCGAAUCAGCCGCUCCUUCCAGCUGCUGCAGGGGGACAGCCUCCAGGCGCUGACGGAGAGCAUGAUGGGUAACCUGAUGCUGGUGUUUCGGCAGGACUUCCUGGGCGAGCGGCGGGGGGGGGCGGGCGGCUGGCGUAGCGCCGACAUGUACGAGUUCUGCAGCUCCGUCAUGUUCGAGGCCACCUUCCUCACCAUGUACGGCCGGCCGGCCGGCGCCCGCCGCCACAGCGGGAUGGGCGCGCUGCGUGAAGACUUCCUGCGUUUCGACAACAUGUUCCCGCUGCUCAUCGCUCAGAUCCCCAUCUGGCUGCUGGGACGCACCGCCGCCGUCCGCCAAAAGCUCAUCGGCUACUUCCUGCCGCACAGGAUGUCGCGCUGGUCCGACAUGUCGCAGUUCAUCCGGACGCGGGCGGAGCUGUUCGAGCAGUACGAUGCGCUGAGGGACGUCGAUAAAGCAGCUCAUCACUUCGCCAUCCUGUGGGCGUCGGUGGGGAACACGGUCCCCGCCACCUUCUGGGCCAUGUAUCACCUGGUGAGCCACCCCGAGGCCCUGCAGGUGGUCCGGCGGGAGAUCCAGGACGUGUUGGGACUCGGCGGCGUCGAGGCCAGCGGCGACAGAGACGUGCCGCUGAGCGGAGAGCAGCUGGAGAAGCUGGUCUGUCUGGAGAGCGCCAUCAGGGAGAGCCUGCGUCUGUCCUCGGCCUCCAUGAACAUCCGCGUGGCUCAGGAGGACUUCGGUCUGCGUCUGGACGGCGAGCGCUCGGUGGCCGUCAGGAAGGGGGACUUCAUCGCCCUCUACCCUCAGAGCAUGCACAUGGACCCCGAGAUCUACGAGGAGCCGCAGUCGUUCCGGUUCGACCGCUUCCUGCAGGACGGACGGCUGAAGACGGACUUCUACAAAGACGGUCAGAGGCUCAAGAAUUACCUGAUGCCGUUCGGCUCCGGCUCCUCCAAAUGUCCCGGACGAUUCUUCGCCGUCAACGAGAUCAAACAGUUCCUGAGUCUGCUGCUGCUCUUCUUCGACCUGCAGCUGGAGGAGGGGCAGCCCCGAGCCUCCCUCGACCCCAGCAGAGCCGGACUCGGCAUCCUGCUGCCCGCCACCGACGUACGCUUCCGCUACCGCCGCCGCCGCCUGCAGACCGCCUGACCGUGAGUGUGCGUGCGUGCGUGUGUGUGUGUGUGCAUGCCACAUCCUCCAUGAUCAGUUUCAGGCCGUCUGCAGGACCCGCUUGUCAUGACUCGACCUGCGUCCUGCAGCGUGACUGAAGUGUUCAGCCAAUCGGACGGCAGAUGAUGAAGUGUGAGUUUGAGAAUGAUGUUUUAGGUUUGGGUUUUACGGAUGUGUGACGUGAUGAAGCUCAGACUCAGAGUCGCCACCAGACGAGGAGCAAAACAAACCAACACAUUUUUAAAAGAUAACCUGCAGAAAA